ACUUUCUCUCUUGAAUUUUCCUUAAUGAAUACAAUUAAAGAUAUGUUGUUACAGAAUUGAUGCAGAGUGAUCUCCAUAAGAUUAUUGUCUCUCCUCAGCCGCUCAGCUCAGAUCACGUCAAAGUUUUUCUUUACCAGAUUUUAAGAGGCCUGAAAUACUUACAUUCAGCUGGUAUUUUGCAUCGAGACAUUAAACCAGGGAACCUUCUUGUGAACAGCAACUGUGUUCUUAAGAUCUGUGAUUUUGGCCUAGCCAGGGUGGAAGAAUUAGAUGAAUCUCGUCACAUGACUCAGGAAGUUGUUACUCAGUAUUACCGGGCUCCAGAAAUCCUGAUGGGAAGCCGUCACUACAGCAAUGCUAUUGACAUCUGGUCCAUAGGCUGUAUAUUUGCCGAACUGCUGGGACGAAGAAUAUUGUUUCAAGCUCAAAGCCCCAUUCAGCAGUUGGAUUUGAUCACAGAUCUUUUGGGGACACCGUCACUGGAAGCAAUGAGGACAGCUUGUGAAGGCGCCAAGGCUCACAUACUCAGGGGUCCUCAUAAACAGCCAUCCCUUCCUGUCCUGUAUACAUUAUCCAGCCAAGCUACACAUGAAGCCGUUCAUCUCCUUUGUAGGAUGUUGGUCUUUGAUCCAUCCAAAAGAAUAUCCGCUAAGGAUGCCUUAGCUCAUCCAUAUCUUGACGAAGGGCGUUUACGAUAUCACACCUGUAUGUGCAAAUGUUGUUUUUCCACUUCUACUGGAAGAGUUUACACCAGUGAUUUUGAACCCAUCACAAAUCCUAAAUUCGAUGAUACUUUUGAAAAGAACCUCAGUUCUGUCCGGCAGGUUAAAGAAAUAAUCCAUCAGUUCAUUUUGGAACAGCAGAAAGGAAACAGAGUACCUUUGUGCAUCAAUCCACAAUCUGCUGCUUUUAAGAGCUUUAUUAGUUCCACUGUGGCUCAGCCGUCCGAGAUGCCACCAUCUCCGCUGGUCUGGGAGUGAAAGUGGAAGAUACAGUAUACUACUGAAGACAUA
Python bivittatus (Burmese python) is the source of this 1013-nucleotide messenger RNA. The record is from RefSeq and is a predicted model, not a curated record. Lineage: Eukaryota; Metazoa; Chordata; Lepidosauria; Squamata; Pythonidae.